Coturnix japonica (Japanese quail) is the source of this 3667-nucleotide messenger RNA. It is a transcript of the gene BUB1B, whose product is annotated as BUB1 mitotic checkpoint serine/threonine kinase B. NCBI's taxonomy places the organism in Eukaryota, Metazoa, Chordata, Aves, Galliformes, Phasianidae. The record is from RefSeq and is a predicted model, not a curated record. Gene Ontology annotation, cellular component: nucleus. Gene Ontology annotation, biological process: meiotic sister chromatid cohesion, centromeric; mitotic spindle assembly checkpoint signaling. Gene Ontology annotation, molecular function: protein kinase activity.
GGCUGGAGGGCCGUUGGAGGUUUGAAUUUCUCUCUGCCGUUGUGAGGCGGCGUGUGUGCGGUCGCUUUAGGAGCCGGGACGGCGGCGCUGAGAGCUUGAAGAUGUCGCGGGACGGCGACGAUGAGUGGGAGCUGUGCAAGGAGAACGUGCAGCCGCUGCGACAGGGCCGGGUUAUGGCUACGCUACAGGAGGCCUUGGCUCAGCAGGACACCUCCAGCCACACUGCGGCUCAGCUCAAGAAACAAGAAUUUGAAUCAGAAAUCAGGUUUUAUUCUGGAGAUGAUCCACUGGAUGUUUGGGACAGGUACAUCAAGUGGACUGAGCAAACCUUCCCCCAGGGUGGAAAGGAGAGUAACCUCUCUGCAGUAUUGGAAAGGGCAGUGAAAGCUCUCAACAAGCAGCAGAGAUACUACCAAGAUCCCCGCUAUCUUAGUCUCUGGCUCAAAUUUGGAAAUUGCUGUACUGAGCCCUUGGAUCUGUACAGUUACCUGCACAGUCAGGAAAUUGGUACAACAUUGGCACAACUCUAUAUUACAUGGGCUGAAGAACUUGAGGCUAGAGGAAGCUUUAAGAAAGCAGAUAUCAUCUUCCAGGAAGGUCUUAAUCGCAAGGCGGAGCCUUUGGACAAACUCCAGUCUCAUCACAGGCAGUUUCAGACCCGUGUUUCUAGGCAAACACUACUGGGGCUUGAGGAAGCUGCUCAUGAAAGAGAUACGGGUCUUCUGGAAACUGAAGAACCUCAGAGGAGCACGCUGGCAGAUCUAAAAGGCAGGGGGAAGAAAAAUGUGAGAGCUCCAAUUAGUCGUGUAGGAGAUGCACUCAAAGCCUCAAACCGGAACAGAAGCUUCCAGGCUCCUCAGCAGCUUUCAAACAAUCUGGGUUUUGCUGUGUUUGAUGAAGAUUCUGCUUCGGCUUCUGGACCUGAGAUUCCCAUACUUACUCCACAGCAUUGGACAGAACCUCCAGCUCCAAGGGCAAAGGAGAAUGAACUAAGUGCAGGACCUUGGAACUCUGGGAGGCGUCCUCGCAGCAAUGCAAAUUCUGGUGUAGAAGUGCCCUGUCCAGUGCCCAGUUUUACCCCAUAUGUAGAGGAGUCAGCUCAGCAGCAAGUCAUGACUCCCUUCAAGAUUGAACCCAGCAUAAAUCACGUUUUAAGUGCUCGCAAGCCUGAGAAGGAGGAUCCUCUACAGCGGGUGCAGAAUCACCAUCAGGAUACCCAGGAGAAGAAAGAGGCUGUGAUGUACUGUAAAGACAAAGUUUAUGCUGGAGUGGAAGAAUUCUCUUUUGAAGAAAUUCGUGCUGAAGUCUACAGAAAGAAAGCAAGAAAGAAAGCUGAAGAGGAGAUGCACAUCCUAGCACAGAAGAAGGAAGAAAUACAAAAGAAAAUUGAGGAACUGGAGAAGAAAUUAAAGGAGAAAGAAAAUCACGAACAGCAACAAUUACACGAACAGCCAGCAGAGGUAACAAAGCCUUCACCACCUUUGGGACUACAAGAAUGUACUUUAUCCACUGCAACAGAACUUGGAAUGGAACAGCCUCACUUGCAAAGUGAAUGCUGCCUCUCGGAAGAUAUUGAACUGCAUAAACAGUCAUGCUCUGAGGAUGCAGUGUUCCUUCCCCCACCAGCUCCUGCUACCUUUUUCUCCGUAUUUGUUGAAUCAUCUACUUCACCAAACCAAAAUACAAGUCGUUCUACAGAUCAUGCCCAGAAAACUGCUCGGCGCCCUCUUGCUGUUCGCAAACCUGUGGACACUGUGAAAGAGAACUUACCACCAGAAGCCUGUGAUGAGCUGCAUGGAAUUGAACCUUUGACUGAGGAUGCAAUUGUGACAGGCUCCUACAAGCACAAAAGCCUUUGUGCCAACCCGGAAGACACGUGUGACUUUGUUAGGGCUGCCCAUUUGGCCUCGACUCCCUUUCAUGGGGUGGUAGCUCAGAGAAUCCCAGCUCCUGCUUAUUCACAGAGUGUUCUAAAGGAAGACUGUCCGGAACCCAAGAGUGCACCUCUGGAUGAGAAAACACCAGUUUGUGAGGGAACAUACAGCGAAGCUCUCUGUGUAAAUAAACUGAGCCCAAUCCUGGAAGCCAGCCUGGAGGAUACUCGUUCAUCAGGUUCUUCUGUCUCUUCAGGAUCUUCUCUUUCCUCUGUUACACAAAUAUCCUCAAUUAAAUACCUACACGUCCCUGAGAAACUGGAACUUGCUCAGAGUUUGCCUGCUGAGCCAAUUGCUGAUUCUGGAGGUAGCAGUGAAAUCGUGACUGGUGAUGAUGCAACUCAGUUCUUGUGGACUGCUGAACAGCGUAAAAAGCUUCUAGACCCUGUGCCAGAGUCAUUGACUGCUUCUCCACAUUUUCAUUUGGAGACUGGUUUUCUGCCCGUCAUUGAGUUUGAGAAAGACAUUGAGCUAGGAAAUGAGACUUACUCUAUCAAACGGGAAUAUUGGAGCAAUGAAGAAUACAAAAUGCUUUUUGCCGUUCCAGUUAACUUUCUCCAGCUGGAUGCAAAGGGAUUUGCAAUAAAGGUGUAUUCUCAGCCUGUGCCUUGGGAUUUUUAUAUCACGCUUCAGCUACAGGAGCGUUUGAAUGCUGAAUUUGACCAAAGCUUCAGUGAAAACUGUAGCUGUUUCUUGUACCAAGAUGGCUGUGCUGUUCUGCACAAGAAUAUAAAUCGCUUCACGCUUGGGGAUGUUAUUUGUGGCUGCAAGUCCAUUGAUAAGGAAGUUAUUCUACUAGUUGUUUAUAAUCUUCUGGAUGUGGUGGAGAAGCUCCACAAAGCGGAGAUCGUCCAUGGAGAUCUGAGGCCAGAAGUAUUCUUUCUGGGAGACAGGAUCUGUGAUCCGUUUGCUAAUAAUGGAAUGGCAAGAGCUCUGAAGGUAGUGGAUUUCUCUCACAGUCUGGAUUUAAGGUUGCAGUCAAGUGUAAGCUUGCCCAACAGCUUUCCAAUAUCUCAGACUCCUCAUGGACAGCAGCUUCUGGCAAAAAGCUGCCUUCCUUAUCAGGCAGACUUGGUUGGCAUUGCAGAUAUAGCCCAUUUGAUGCUGUUUGGUGACCAUAUCCAGGUCUAUCAGGAGAACUCCAUCUGGAAAAUCAACCAAAAUGUAUCCAAGACUGUUGGCUGUGAUUUCUGGGGUAAAUUUUUCCAGCAAAUUCUGAAUGCAGAUGGUAAGUCCACAGAGCUUCUGCUGAGGGAGCUGAGAGAAGAAAUAAGUAACAUGUUUGACAGCUGUUUCCAAGAACGUCUUUGUGAAUCCUUAGUAAUGCUGGGAGAUGUUUUCUUCUUGGAGAAGUUCUGAUUUAACAGAGGACAAACCUGUUUUGUAUUAUAAAGGUGAAUUUGUUGUUAACAUCUUAUUGUUUUCAAAUGUAAGCAUGUGAUUGUAGCCAUUUCUAUAGUACUCCACACAGGAUUCAACAAAGAGUAUCACAUCAGUGAUCACAACAGCCUAGGUAUCCUAAAGCUGUUAUGUGAACUACUUUGUGUCUGAGCAGUUUGCCAGGGCACAUAAGUUGUCCUGACUGUCCCCCUACCCUUUUUGUAUAGCUCCUUAAAAAUGUUUAAUGCCUUGUUCAUGCUGCAUUCUCAAAAGUGUCUUGGUCCUACAUUUAGAUUGUCUAUAGUACUGUUAUAAAUCAUUGCUUCUUUAAUAAAGUUGUAUCUUGAUUGUAA